Triplophysa dalaica is the source of this 8393-nucleotide messenger RNA. It is a transcript of the gene setx, whose product is annotated as senataxin. Gene Ontology annotation, biological process: termination of RNA polymerase II transcription. Gene Ontology annotation, molecular function: helicase activity; transcription termination site sequence-specific DNA binding. NCBI's taxonomy places the organism in Eukaryota, Metazoa, Chordata, Actinopteri, Cypriniformes, Nemacheilidae. Gene Ontology annotation, cellular component: nuclear body. Bases 137 to 7477 code for a protein of 2446 amino acids. The transcript is spliced from 26 exons. The record is from RefSeq and is a predicted model, not a curated record.
CGGCAGCAGGAGUGUCUUCAGUAGAAAUGAGAGUGAAUGUAGACUACACUGUUGAGGAGACAUUUACAAAUAAGAUGAAACUCAGUUAAAGGAUACGAACAGUCCUGUUUUGGAGCUUUGUCGGCAUGCACAGAGAAUGAUGAUGAUCGAGAAUUGUAUGUGGUGUACCACAUCGCUGGAUGUGGAGGGAGGGGAAGCCAUCAGAACCUUGUUGAGGCGCUACGGUUUAGAGAAGCUGUCGAAGCAUGAGAUGGAUUCUCUUAAUGAAGAUCUCAGUUGCUGUAUGGAUUGUGUGGUGGAGUAUCACCGAGCGAGAGACCGUGUCACUGAACUGCACAAGGUUUUGUGGGAAAUGGAGAAAGCUCGACUCCUGCAUGUGUUGGGAUCCAUGUUGGACCAGGAGCUGGGGGAGGAUGAUGAUAUCUUAAUCAUCGAAGACGACCACGAAGAACCCGUGUCAAAGAUCUCGCCUACAGAAUUCCUCAACGGUCUUCGCUUCCCAUUGUUCGAAGUUCUCAAAUAUCCGUACCUCCUCUGCCACCCUGAGCUGUGUGCCAUGGCGGUAAAGGCCUUGUGUAUGCUGCAGGACAUGAAACAGUCUUUGAAUGUGUUUGAGAAGUAUCAAGGAACAUACCUGCUGCUUGUUCAUCCUGAUGAAAAGGUACGACGCUGGGCGAUUGACGCAGCGAAGACUAUGAAGAGUGUGGACCGGGACGCCUACUAUGACCUACAAGAAAUCUUCUCUUGCAUGCUUUAUGUCAUUGAGCUGGGAUUUUAUCAGGAUGUUCCCGAUUUGGAUCUGGAUUCCUAUGCAUGCGGCACCAUAGAGAGAUUGCCCUCUCACCUCUAUGAUGCACACAAUAAGAAGAACUAUUGGCUAGGCAUCUGUAUGUUACUUACACAGCUCAGUGCUGAAACAAUGGACUCACUGUUCAUGGGGCAGUUCAAUAUCCCUCUCUGCAUACUCAACACCAUGGACGGGUUAAAAAAUGAGGAUGAUUUUGCUUCUGACCCAUUCUGGCCAGCCCUUCAGUGUUUUAUGGUUAUUCUGGACCGACUUGGUUCUAAGAUCUGGUUUCAGGUCGACCCUAUCGUGGCUUUUCAGACAAUAACUGGAGCAGCCAGAUACACUGCAGAAAUAAGAAACAUCCAGCAAAAAACCAUGGGGGGGAAGGUUAAGGUAGAGCCGGAUUAUGACGAUAACAUGGUGACCUGCAGUCAAAUGGUGUAUGACUGUUAUGCUUCAGAAAAAACAAGCAAAACGUCAAGUUCAUCGUCCAGUGGUGGUAUUUGCAACAACAUGAUCUAUGAAGAUAUGCAGUCCCUGGUCAAUGUACUUGAUUCUGAAAUGGGCCAGAGCAUGCGCGUCUAUGGCAGCACAUUUCUGUGGUUCAUUCCUUUUGUACGGUCCAUAAUGGACCUUCCGGAAUUCAAUGCCUCCUACAUCAGACAGGUCAUUCACUACCUGUGUGAUAAGAUAAACGUCAAUCGACACAUGCUGAACGGACAGACUAACAUGUGCGAUAAAGUGACAGAGUUGUUCACCCGCAUCCUCAUUAAAAUUGUCAAGCUACAUUUUGAUGAAGGACGAAUGGGCAAACUAUCACGCUGUGCCCACAUAUGGGUGGACGUGAUUGCCAUGUGUACUGUCCUGUCUGAUGAGUUAUUCAAUUCUAGACCACCAGGCUGGAUGGGUGGGAUUCACGGAGUCAGUUCAACCUCGAACACUCUCGGUUACAGACUACCUGCACCUGGAAGUGGUGUUGGUGCCAUUAUUCAGGGCUGCAACACUUUGAUUCGGCAACUGCUGCAGGAAGGAAAGCGAACUGGAUCUGACCAACGUUCUACCAAAUAUUUGAAUUCGCUGAACAAGCAGCUGCGUGGAGAUCCGAACAAACGGUGGAAGCUAACAAGUUCUGAAUCUGCUGAGCUUCAACGAUGUUUAGAAAGCAUUGUCAAGUCCAUGCCAGAAAGACCUGCUUCGCCACCUUCUGCACCCUCUGCACCAUCCAUAGAGGCAGCUCCAAAUUGUAGUCUUUUUAAAAAUACGACUUUGCGUGCAUUUCAACAUGAAGACCAAGAGGCAGGUCCAAGCAGAGCAGGAGAAGCGUCCACUUUCAUCAAAGAAGAGCCACUUUGGGAUUGCAUCUCUGAUGAUGAUUUCUUCAGUAGUCUUGAGGACAUCAUGGAGGCUAAGAAGGAACCUUCUGAGCCAGUGAUGAUUUCAGAAUCGCAGAAACCUUCUGUUGAGUUGGCACACAUUAAACCAGACAUGGGAAAACUGCAGGAACUUCGAUCCAGGCUAAAUGAUAACCAGAAUUUAACAAAGAUUGAAGCUAUAGCCCAAAGGAUGCCUGGUAAACCUAAGGCUGGAGGAGACCAUAUUGGCCAUGAAGGGCUACCCGUGACAUCAAAACGGGUUAAAAUAGCAGCAGCUAAAGAGGAAUGUGGUUUUGGAGAUGAGAUGGAGGAAGAUGAUGAUGAACCUCUUGAUAAGAGACGGGUCCGCCUGAUGAAAUCCCAAAGAAAUGUUGGAAAAAAGCAUGCCAUUGGUACCUCAAAAGAAAAUUUUGGUACCAUAAUUAUCUCUGACGAUGAAAUUUCUGAAAGUGGUGAAAGGCCAACAAAUGAGAUUGGGAUGUCCUGUGAAGAUAAUAAGUCUCCAGUGUCACCCGAGAGUCCAGGCCGUGACUAUGAUGAUCUCAGUGAAUCACAAGUGUUUGAGUUUGAGACCCAGCAAUAUGUGGCAUCCGCUUGGGAGGAUUCAGACUUUGACACAUCAGUCGUGACUAGGAAGUUUAAGUUUGACUCUGCUCUCAAAGCACAGGUGACUCCUGUUCCUGAUGAAGGUUCUCCCUCGAGGUGUUCAGAGACCGAAGCGGUUCCUGAUGAGGACAUCGAAAGGGCCUGUCAGCAAGCAGAAGAGAAAAUUAGACAACAGCAGCAAUCCGAAGAAAAGAUCCGACAACAAAAGCAAACCGAAGAAAAGAUCAGACAACAAAAGCAAACCGAAGAAAAGAUCAUACAACAAAAGCAAACCGAAGAAAAAAUCAGACAACAAAAGCAAACUGAAGAAAAGCAGCAAGCAGAAGAGAAGAUCCGGCAACAGCAGCAGCCACAAGAGCAAACGGUUUCAUUUGCAUCUUCUUCAUCCAAAUUGAACAGUCCUGUAGAGUGCAAUGAUAAAUUCAUCAAACCAACUACUCUGCCAGUAAAAAAACAGAAAACUCCACCAUCUGGAAAAAGAGACACUGUGCAGUCCAAGAAACCUUUAAUAAUUGAGGCUCUGGCUCAAAAAAUCAGCCGCCAUCACCGGAAACGCACCCGGAGUUCUCAAGAUGAUGAGGAACCACAUUUAACUUCUGCAUCCUCAUCUGAGCUGCCUGCUCCAUCCACAUCCUCCAGCUCCAUUAGCUCAAAUUGUUAUUUAUCCUCCACCUCACGUGGCAUUCCUGCUGUCGUUCCCCCAAAGAAGUUUCGUAAAGCCAUCGAACCGGAAUCAACAGUGGAGCGUCUGGGAUUGAAAAAAAGGGAAAGGAAGGCCUUUGAACUUUCUCAGCGGUCCCUGGACAGUGUUGCUAAACUGCGGGGCCAUGGCCAGAAAGUGCAGGUCGAACAUCAACAGAUAAGAAGGCGACUGAGUGCCACCAAGACCUCCCCACAGAAACGUAUUGGGAAAGGCAACAAGAAACUCCUUGCAUCUCAAGAUAUGCAGUUUUUCCGGCAGAGCCGUGAUAAGCGUCAAAGGCCAGCAGUGGUGUCCCCCACAACGCCAGCGCCCAAACCAACCAUGAGCACCCAACCAGGGGACAUGCACCCACUGAAACCUAAGGUUGGAGAGAAAGAUUUCGCCUUUCUUCCCUGCCCCCAGCCAGAUCUUGACAGUCCACAGAAUAAUGAAAGUACUGCAACGGAAAUUAAAUCAAACCAUACCAAUGAAAACUGUGACACUACAUCUGCCGUGUUUGAACAUAACAGGACAGAGUCAGAGUACUUGGGAAGUGGUGAGUUUGCUGAUGUUGCUGUCAACAAGAAAGGCAAAAAAGAUGCUGAAGAUGCAAAGGAGGAGGUGGAUGAUGAAUGGAUGUUCCUCACCCAAAUGGAACCCACAGACAUGGAGCUAUGCUCUCAAAUGGAGCAACUUGAAGAAAAUGAUGAGCGAUUUUUCCUUACACAGAGAGAUCCUGUAGAUAUGGACCUGGACAUGGAUGAUGAAGUCAACGAGUCCGAUACCACAGGGCAACAAGUGUCUUCACAACCUUCACAUCCUAUGCAAACUCCUAACAUUUCUAAACGUAUUGAUUCAAGUGAUGAUAAUUUGUUCUUGAAGCCUGGGAUGUCCCCCAUGUCUCAGAAAAAAGCCAAGCCUUCCACCACGAAAAUAUACACCCCAAGCUCACGAAGUGCCUCCCUUGUCCAGGAAAUGGAAAGAGGAGAUAAGCCACCUCCUAUGUGCAAUACUUCUAAAGCUAAAGUAGCCCGUCCGCCUUCAGCCAUGCCACCCCCAGCCAUUCCACCCCCAAAAACAACUCCUCCCCCUUCUCCACAGUAUGCACAUCCAAUGCCUUUAAGGCCAGUUUUUCGACCACAGAGUCAUGCACCUAAAUCAAACACCAGUACCAAAAUAAGCUCUACCUCUGAUCCGCCAACUUACAAAACAUACCCAAGACCUGAAGCUCCAGUUCACAGACCCCCGUGUACAAUGGAUCAAAGCCCAAACUUUGACAUGUCGUUCCUGACCCAAGCAAUUCUCGAUUGGGAAUAUCGGAUGUUUGAGAACUACAAAGCAUUUGGCAGUCCAGAUGACCUGUGCCGGCAUCCACUGAAGGAGGUGCCAGUUAAAUUCACUAGCUACCUAGAGUACUUCUACACCAUGUACCCUCUGCUGCUUGUAAAUGCAUUUGAAGAGAUGGCUAAAGAGUGGCAGAAGAAGGGAAGAGUUAGACUGUUUGCAAAAAUCCAAGGAAUGGAGUACAGCAAUCAUAUAGCCAGCACCAACUUCAUAGCUGGCCUUAACACAAAUGAAGAAAUGAAACAGCUCUAUCCCAAAGAAGAGGACCUCGUGCUGCUUUGGCUGCCUGAGAACACUGGGGCGUACGAACACGAUGGACACGAUACCGUAGAACAUGCUCAUUUUGGUUAUGUAUCCCGGUCCAACAUUUCCAAAAGAGUUCCAGGUACCAACUCAACCUUAAGCAUGACUAUCCAGACUCGUGGCAAUGUAUCAUCGGUGAACGCCCAGCCUGUUCGCUGUGAAGUCAUUGGAUCGUUGGUCAGUACAUUUCGGGAGUUCCGUGCACUGUGUCUACUGCGUAACGGAACCAUGUUGCGUCCACUUCUCACUUCACAUGUGUCAUACUUCACACACAGUCGGGAUAUCCAGCUGAAGAUGGAUACGCCAGAGUACAACGUUGAUCAGUCCAGAGCAAUAGCCUGUGGUCUUGCCAUGAUUAAAAGAACACAGAAGACACCCAAGUUUUUACUGCUUCAUGGACCUCCAGGAACAGGGAAGAGUAAAACCAUUGGCGGUCUGCUGCACAAACUACUCUCUUCGGUUGGUAACGGCGCUGCUCCAGUGGGGAGUCUUUCCUCCAAGGCUCGGAGGACACGCAUUCUUCUCUGUGCUCCCUCUAAUGCUGCCAUCGACAGUCUGAUGAAGAAAGUCAUUGUGGUGUUUAAAGAGAAAUGCCGUAACAUCAACAUUCCACAAGGUAAUUGUGGCGACAUCAAUUUGGUGAGGUUGGGAAGUGAAAGGACCAUCUCAAAGUCACUCAAACCAUUCAGCCUCGACCACCAGACCAAAGCUAGAGCACAGCGAGUCCAGCAGACUGUUGAAGCUGAUAUACAGACACAAAAGGAACAACUGGACCACAGCAUUGAUAUUCUGUCGCAGCGCCAUGCAAAAGUCAAGAAAGAUACUCCAGAGUUCAACGAACUAACUAAAAAGAAGCUGCAGCUUCUAAAAGAGAGGGAAGGUCUUAGUCGAAAGAUUAAAGAGUGUCGCAGUAAGCGGCAGGAGUCUCAGGCUCUUGUGCUUCAGAAUGCUCAUGUGAUCUGCUGUACACUCAGCACCAGUGGGAGCAUCAUCCUGGAGAAUGCCUUCCGUCGUCUCGGACACGAGCCCUUCAGCUGUGUCAUCAUUGAUGAGGCUAGUCAGGCUAAAGAAACUGAGACGCUGAUUCCCAUGCUGUAUCGAUGUCCUGCUGUAAUCCUUGUUGGUGAUCCCAACCAGCUUCCUCCAACCGUCGUUUCACUGAAAGCCAAGGAGUUGGGCUAUGACCAGUCUCUUAUGGCGAGGUUAUAUAAAAGCCUCCAUCAGUCGAAUCAACAACCAUCUCCCGUCUUCCUCCUCAGCAUGCAGUAUCGCAUGCAUCCCGACAUUUGCGAGUUUCCCUCCAAAUACAUCUACAACAACAUGCUUAAGAGUGACUGGCAGGGCCAGUGCAGGCAGCAUGAGAAGGAGGAGAGGGCUUUGACCAGGGCCGAGUUAGGACUCAUGAGGUUUUUUGGUGGACCGUGCAAGUGUGAGACAGCUCAAAAGCGCUGUUCCUUCAGCUGGCCCUUCAAACCCUACAGAGUGUUCGACGUGACUGAUGGGAGAGAGAACAAGGAGAGAGAUUCAUUUUUUAACCUCAAAGAGGUGAAGCUGGUGAUGAUGCUGUUAAACCUGUUAGGGGAAAAGCAGUCGGUCCGUGUGGGUGUCAUAACUCACUAUAACGCCCAGAAACAAAAAAUAUUGGAGGCCCUGAGAGAGUCGGGCAGUGAAUACAAGCACCUUCAGGUGGAAGUAGAUACCGUCGAUGGCUUUCAGGGUCGAGAAAUGGACUGCAUUAUUGUGUCUUGUGUAAGAGCCAGCAGUGAAAUGGGUUCCAUUGGAUUUGUUGGUAAUCGGCAAAGGAUGAAUGUAACCAUUACCAGAGCCAAGUUUAGUCUCUUCGUACUGGGACAUCUACGCACACUCAAGGAGCAAAGCGAUUGGGGAGCGUUGAUCGAAGACGCCGGAAGACGUGGGACUGUUAUCAAGACACGCGAGCGAGAUUUCUGUAAUGACGCCAAGAAGAUUCUUAAACGGGAAACGCCAUCUCGCAGUCUAUCUCAUCCCCCUGUUAACAGGCCUAGCGCUGUGACCCCACCAGGCAAUCACGCCCUCAUGGAAACUGGUUCUACCUCCACUUCGCGACUCCAGCUGAGUAGCGGUCCAUCGCGGCAGCAGCAGCUGCAGCAGCAGCAGCCUAGUCCAAAGCUAAUACCUCUGGACUGCCCUAGAGACCCACGAAGUUGUGUAACUGACAGGCCCACAGAUCCCCGCUUUGCAGAGUGGCGGCCAAAACAGAUGCAGGACAUGGAGAGGAGGAGCUCAUCGGUGUCACGCCAGUCGGAACAGAGAGACUUCUCAAAUGAUGUAGACCAUAGAAAUAUCGGCCACUCUGACAGAUACCAUUCGCAGCAUCAUCGUUCUUCAUCGCACAGGAGAUAAUUCAUCCCUGUUUUUAUUUAUGGUUUAUAUUUGAAAGAAAUGCAAGAAGAUUUCGGCAUCUUUCUCAUGUUUCGAGUGCCAGCUUUAAACCACGAAUGUGUUUAACAUCUCUUUCUCAGGCAGAAGUUUAUUAAUUAACUUACAAAAUGGGUUGGAUGGCAGCAUUUGCAUCUUUACUAAAUGUCUUCCUCAAAUUUGCUGCUAAAAGCAUAAAGUAGUUAUUCAGAUAUCUUCAUGAAAAAAUAGUUUUUCUUUGUUAUGAACAUGUUUUGCUUCUCUCAAAAAAUAAAAAAUAAUUGCACUUUCCUAAGCAGUGGAACCCGGUCAGAAAUAACCAGUCUUUUGGGUUUGAGGUUUUGUACUACUUGUAUGUCACUUAUUUGAGGUUUUUCUACUACUUGUCUGUCACUUAUUUGAAUGUAAGAAUUAAGGUGUUUGCAGGUGAAGAUUUGCCGUGUAUAUUGUAUAGUGUUUGGAAUAUGGUUUGUUUUAUACUGAAUUUUUAUAGACUUGAUAGACAAGGUAAGUACACCUUUUCUGUUAAAGCUGGAUGCUUUUUUUUUAUACGAGUCCACGUUAUUUCGUCUGGAUUGUUGAAGUCUGAUACAUUAUAGAUGUUCAGGAGAUGGAGCUAAACAAAACCAACAGAACCGGGAGAAAUGUAUCCCUAAACCUUUUGCAGUCGAAUAUAAAAAAGAAGUCAUGUUUGAGUGAAUUGUGGCUGUUGGUUUAAGUUAAGUUUGACAUGGUCAAAUUGAAAGAUAUUGCCACUUUUGUUGUGGGGUUUUCAUAUUUUUGUUGACCGUUUUACAAAAGUGUAUGAAGAAUAAUUUUUUUAUGCUGAUGUACUUUGCAUGUCUGCCUCUUUUAUAGAGCUGUGCAGGUUGUAAAAUAAAAAACCUUUUUUAUUAUUCGA